AUAUAAAUGGUAAACAUUAGUAUGCCACACAAUAAAAGCCGGCUCGUUCAACGGAAGUGAAAGGUAGUCUAUUUACUUCCUUGCUUUGGGCUUUUCGUUCUUUUUUUUCAUCUACUACUUGCAUAAACAUAGACGAAAUCGAUUUUUUUGACUGCAAAUAUGGUAACAACAAUGGAACAACUGGCACAGCCCUUAGACGUGUGGUUGGACUGUGAUCCUGGACAUGAUGACAUUGUUGCUAUUAUGAUUGCUUCAUAUGCAGAGAACUGCCAUUUGCUUGGAGUGAGCACGGUGCACGGUAACAGCAGUAUCGAACACACAACACAUAAUGCAUUGGCUGUCCUUGAGUUGCUUGGUAUCGGUGUCCCCGUUUACCGAGGGGCACCCAAACCAUUGAUGCGGGAAAACAAACUCGCUACCCAUAUCCAUGGCGAGAACGGGUUGUCUAACACAAAACUUUUGCCCCCCAACCCAAAGAAGUCUGCGCAGCCAAAUGCGGUUUUCAACAUGUACAAGGCAAUUAUGGACAAUCCACGUCCGGUAGUGUAUGUGGCUACUGGACCGUUAACAAAUGUUGCCUUGUUGGUGUCUACAUAUCCCGACGUUACUAGUAAUAUCGAGAAGCUUGUGUUUAUGGGAGGAAGUACUGGAGUAGGCAAUAUCACAUCACAAGCCGAAUUCAACAUGUAUGCAGACCCUGAGGCCGCUCGCUUAGUCGUUGAGGCGAACUCCCUUAGGGGGAAAUUGUACAUGGUUCCAUUAGACGUCACUCAUACUGUGCUUCUUGACCGUGCUACCCUGCAGAAGCUUCGUGAACACCCGUCACCUUUCGCGGCUCUGCUGGUUGAUGUGAUGACGGCGUUCAGCGACACAUACGAGAAGACGUACGGGUUCAAAGAAGGCGUUCCUGUGCACGAUGCUUGCGCCAUGGCUGCCGCACUGUGGCCGGACAUGGCCGAGUUCAAACCAAUGACCACUUCAGUGAGUUUGGAUGCAUUAACACUCGGACGAACGGUCUGCGAUGUUUGGGGACAAAUUGCAGAACCCGUCAACAACGUCAACAUCGUUUUCAGGAUGGACGUUCCUCGGUUUUGGAGUAUGAUUCUGGAAAUUGUACGUCGCAUCCAAGACCGUCGCCAGUCGGUUUUGGAAAUGCUUGUUUAGAAUGCAUAGUCAGGGGCGGUACGGCCGCGAGCUGCUUUUGCUUCCCUGACGAGCACACGUUUUUUCCUGUACUCUUAUUUGACUCCAGUAGCCCACCCAUGCUCCUGGAGACCUUUUUGUGACCUAGAAGUUAACUUCAAACCGCCCUGGCUCCGCUAAGGGUUGUGAACGGGGGGAAGCUACACAUCGUUGCAACAUCCAGCACGGUGUUUACCUUAUUGCUAGCGGCUGUGAUCAACUCUUUUCCGUCGUUCGUUUUUAUUAGGGGAAUAAUUUCCAAUACGCUAUACCAUGUAACACACACAAAACCAAAAGCUGAAAAGAGGAAUAGGGAGGGAAUAAUUGUAAACGGGAAGAAUAUAAGGGAAAAAAGGAACAGAGUUGGG
Molecule: messenger RNA, 1550 nt
Organism: Schizosaccharomyces japonicus yFS275
Lineage: Eukaryota; Fungi; Ascomycota; Schizosaccharomycetes; Schizosaccharomycetales; Schizosaccharomycetaceae
Product: uridine ribohydrolase
Exons: 1
Coding region: 160-1164 (334 amino acids)
Molecular function (GO): hydrolase activity, hydrolyzing N-glycosyl compounds
Source: RefSeq, a predicted model, not a curated record